GCGCCGCGGGAGGGAGCGGAGCGGCGAGCGAGCGAGCGGGAGCACGGGGCAUUUCGGCGCAGCUCCGGAGCCCGGAGCCUCCGAGCCCGACCGGGCGACCGCGGGACCCGAGGACCCAGGGACUCACAGCGCCCGGAAGCCGCGCCGCCGCCGCCAGGUGCCUGGCUGAGGACGUCUUCCCCCGGGAGCCUGUGUGCAAAGGAGGGGCGUGCUGGUCACCAUGACAACAGAGACAGGUCCCGAUUCUGAGGUGAAGAAAGCUCAGGAGGAGGCCCCACAGCAGCCUGAGGUGCCGGCUGCAGCUGCGGCUGCUGCUGCGACCACCCCUGUCACCCCCGCAGGCCACGGCCACCCAGAGGCCAACUCCAAUGAAAAGCAACCGUCCCAGCAGGACACUCGGCCUGCUGAACAGAGCCUAGACAUGGAGGACAAAGACUUCUGUGAGGCUGAUGGCCUGUCAGAGAGGACUACGCCCAGCAAGGCCCAGAAAUCACCCCAGAAGAUUGCCAAGAAGUUCAAGAGUGCCAUCUGCCGAGUCACUCUGCUUGAUGCCUCUGAGUACGAGUGUGAGGUGGAGAAGCACGGCCGCGGCCAGGUACUGUUCGACCUGGUCUGUGAGCACCUCAACCUCCUGGAGAAGGACUACUUCGGCCUGACCUUCUGCGAUGCUGACAGUCAGAAGAACUGGCUGGAUCCCUCCAAGGAAAUCAAGAAGCAGACCCGGAGCAGCCCCUGGAAUUUUGCCUUUACAGUCAAGUUCUACCCCCCUGACCCGGCUCAGCUGACAGAAGAUAUUACAAGGUACUACCUGUGCCUGCAGCUGCGGGCAGACAUCAUCACGGGCCGGCUGCCCUGCUCCUUUGUCACACAUGCCCUGCUGGGCUCCUACGCAGUACAGGCUGAGCUGGGUGACUAUGAUGCGGAGGAGCAUGUGGGCAACUAUGUCAGCGAGCUCCGCUUCGCCCCUAACCAGACCCGGGAGCUAGAGGAGAGAAUCAUGGAGCUGCAUAAGACAUACAGGGGCAUGACCCCGGGAGAGGCCGAGAUUCACUUCCUGGAGAACGCCAAGAAGCUUUCCAUGUAUGGAGUUGAUCUGCACCAUGCCAAGGACUCUGAGGGCAUCGACAUCAUGCUUGGGGUCUGUGCCAAUGGCCUGCUCAUCUAUCGGGACCGGCUGAGGAUCAACCGCUUCGCCUGGCCCAAGAUUUUGAAGAUUUCCUACAAGAGGAGUAACUUCUAUAUCAAGAUCCGGCCCGGGGAGUAUGAGCAGUUUGAGAGCACCAUUGGCUUCAAGCUCCCAAACCACCGGUCAGCCAAGAGGCUGUGGAAGGUCUGCAUCGAGCACCACACGUUCUUCCGGCUGGUGUCCCCGGAGCCCCCACCCAAAGGCUUCCUGGUGAUGGGCUCCAAGUUCCGGUAUAGCGGAAGGACCCAGGCCCAGACCCGCCAGGCCAGCGCCCUCAUCGACAGGCCCGCACCUUUCUUCGAGCGCUCCUCCAGCAAGCGGUACACCAUGUCCCGCAGCCUCGACGGAGCGGAGUUCUCCCGCCCAGCCUCAGUCAGUGAGAACCACGAUGCGGGACCGGACAGUGACAAGCGGGAUGAAGAUGCUGAAUCUGGAGGGCGGCGGUCAGAGGCAGAAGAAGGAGAGGUCAGAACUCCCACCAAGAUCAAGGAGCUAAAGUUCUUGGACAAGCCAGAGGAUGUCCUGCUGAAGCACCAGGCCAGCAUCAAUGAGCUCAAGAGGACCCUGAAGGAGCCCAACAGUAAACUGAUCCACCGGGAUCGCGACUGGGAGCGGGAGCGCAGGCUGCCCUCCUCCCCUGCCUCCCCUUCCCCCAAGGGCACCCCUGAGAAAGCCAAUGAGUCCCAGAGGACCCAGGACACCUCUCAGCAGGACUUGGUACCUGGAACCGCUCCAGGAGUGGAAGUGUUCACUCAGAAAAGCCUCGAAGCGUCACCUGAGGGCUCGGAGCAUUGGGUAUUUAUAGAAAGAGAGUACGCUAGGCCCGAAGACCUGGGUCUUCUAACACUGGCUACCACGCAUCGGGAAGAAAGGGAGGCUGGCCUUGGUAUUCUUGCCGAUGGCAGACUCUCCAAGGUAGACGUCCUGGUGGACAAGUUCAAAGUUGAAGUGGCCACAGAAGAAAUGGUAGGAGUCCGAAGAGCAAGCACCCAGCAGCAAGGCAGGAUAAUUGCAAGUCCAGAAUACUUUGAGUCAGCGCGGAAGGAAGGCCUGUGGGUCCGGGGAGACUCUGCAGGGUCUGCCCAGGCUGCGGGCUUUGUGUCAUCAGACAAGAUGCUCGAGAGCUCUGAGCUUAGGGCAGGCAUCCGUGAGGCCGCUGUCAGCAGCCGCCGCCGCUCAGAGGGUCAGCCGGAGGGCCAGGUGGAGCUGAGGAAGGGGCUGAGGGCAGAUGGAAGAGCCGCGGCUGCAGAGGCCACCCCAGCGGAAGUGGACAUUCCUUCUCCCGCCUCUGACAAAGGAGGACUCCAGUCCUUCCUGUUGGACCCAGCUCACGCAGAAGCCAGAGCUGACUCGAGCGAUGAGACGGAUACCUCCUGUGCAGAGAGGAGCUUCUACCUAAACUAUGGGGAGAGAGACCCUGGAGACCAAGGCCUCCCUCCACCCCCAGAGGAGAGAGAAGAGCCCCUGGAUGACCUUCCUGGGGGCCAGGCCAGCCUGGAACUGCUGGGGGAGCUCCCGGAGAUUGGGGAGCUCAUUUUUUCAGCCCCGAGGGGCUCUGUCACAGCUUCCAGCAGGAGCAAGGAUGAUGCCUGCUCAGCUUCCUCAGACCAAGAGGCCAGGCUCCCCAGGAGCCUUGGAAGCGCCGAUGACCCACUGGGACCUUCUCCAGGGCAGCGGUUUGCUGAGGGCAGGGAGGUAGAGAGAGGGUGGACUCACCCCAUAGCCAGUGCGUCUGAAGAGGAAGAGGCCCCUGUGAGGGGAGCUUUGACGGGAAAGGAGGAGGAAAAUCCCGCCACGAGAUUGAACAAGCACUCCCCUAAUAGAGGAGGGGUGGUGCACCUGGACCCCCAGGCCUGCGCUCUUCUGCAGACCAUCCCUUCUCAUGUUAGAAGGCCCGCCAGACCAGACAGAGGCAACUUGCUGUCUAGAGACCAGGGAGCAGUUCCCAUGGAAACCAGGGAACUUGGGACCAGAGACCGACAGGCCUCAGAGACUCACCACAUGGAGGUGAUCAUCCCGCUACCAGCAUCCCCGGAUCACGGUGAGGAUCUGGAGGGAGUUUCUCCACACCCAGGCCCUGCCGGGCCACAGCUAAGGGAUCCCUUUGGAGAGCAGUUCCAUGUAUUUCUCAAACAUAUCCAUCCUCCUCAAGAGAGCUCAGAGCCCAAGGACCAGGUUGGGUUAAUGGUGUCUCCUGACACAAGAGGGGAGCGCAGGGCACCAGCAGUGGCCAGCAAAAAGCCUCGGAUUGUCCCUGGAGACGCUGAGGGAGUUGUACCCCUAGGAUUGGUGUUCCCUUUGGGGAAGCAAAAAGAAAUGACUCCUCUUCAGGCUGGGGACCAAGAGGGCUCUCUGGAAGAUAUUAGCAAAACCUCAGUGGCCAACAAAAUUCGGAUAUUUGAGACCCACGGAGCUGAGCCUCACCGAGCCAGUCAGGGUGAAACAAGGGCCCUUCCAAAUGAGCUGACCUCGGAGGCCUCCACAGGACAGGUAGAGCUACAGCGGAAUAAGCUUCCAGACCUGGGGUUUGUCCAACUCCAGCCCCCAGAGGACUUCACCAGCCCCAAAGACACACCUUCCUCUGCCAUGCCUCUGGCUACCCGACCCUUCGGGGAGGGCAUUUCCGCUACAUCCCACCAGGAAAGAGGCUUAGAGCUGGAGCUCAUGUCUCCCGAUUCAGGCUGCGAAACCACGUUGGAGGAAGCUACUGGAAACAAACCCGAAGAUGCAGUCAGGGAAGAGAAGCACGUGACCAGCUUAGCAGCGAACGCCCCUGAGAAAGGGGGGCGCCUGAGAUUCGCCAGCCCCCCGGGCCCUCAGAGAGCAGGGCUGAGGGAGGGCUUGGAGGAGAAAGCCAAACCACUGCGUCCUCGGGCCCCCGAGAGUGACACCGGCGAUGAGGACCAGGACCAGGAGAGGGAUGCUGUGUUCCUGAAGGACAACCAUCUGACCAUUGAGCGCAAGUGCUCCAGCAUCACGGUCAGCUCCACGUCCAGCCUGGAGGCUGAAGUGGACUUCACAGUCAUUGGUGACUACCACGGCAGCGCCUUCGAAGACUUCUCCCGUAGCCUGCCCGAGCUUGACCGCGACAAAAGCGACUCCGAGACCGAGGGACUGGUGUUCUCUCGGGACCUUAAGGGGCCUUCAAGCCAGGAUGAGGAGUCAGGGGGCAUCGAGGACAGCCCAGAUCGAGGGGCCUCUUCCACCCCUGAAAUGCCCCAGUUUGAGCCUGUAAAAGCAGAAACCAUGACUGUCAGCAGUUUGGCCAUCAGAAAGAAGAUUGAGCCCGAGGCUGUACUUCAGAGCAGAGUCUCCACUGUGGACAGUGCCCAGGCUGAUGGGAGUGCUACGGUGGGAAAGGACUUCAUGACAACUCCCCCCUCCAUUACCACGGAGACUAUAUCGACCACCAUGGAGAACAGUCUCAAGUCCGGGAAGGGGGCAGCUGCCAUGAUCCCAGGCCCACAGACGGUGGCCACGGAAAUCCGUUCUCUUUCUCCGAUCAUCGGGAAAGAUGUCCUCACCAGCACCUACGGCGCCACCGCGGAGACCCUCUCAACCUCCACCACCACCCAUGUCACCAAAACUGUGAAGGGAGGGUUUUCUGAGACAAGGAUUGAGAAGCGAAUCAUCAUUACUGGAGAUGAAGAUGUUGAUCAAGACCAGGCUCUGGCAUUGGCCAUCAAGGAGGCCAAGCUGCAACAUCCCGACAUGUUGGUAACCAAAGCUGUCGUAUACAGAGAAACAGAUCCAUCCCCAGAGGAAAGGGACAAGAAGCCACAGGAAUCCUGACCUCUGUGAAGAGAUACUGCUAUGUCUGGUCCAACCCAAGCCAGAGAACCGUGAAGAAGGGGCCUUCGUUCUGGAUUCUCCGACACAACACUGAUGUCCCAGCUGCGACGUCCUGUCACGGAUGAGAGACUGGGAAGGGAAAAGCAUAUAUAUAUAGAUAUAUAUAGAUAUAGAUAUAUAUACAGGAAACACCGCGUCCUUGCACUUGCUGCUGGGGCUGGCGGAGCAGUCAGCUGACGGCAUCAUCCAACAUCUGCCACAAACCUACAUUUCCUUCGCAGACAAAUUGAAGAAUUGGUGGGGUUUUGUUUUGGUUUUGGUUUGGUUUUCAGGAAAAAAAAAUAUAGCAAUCAUACUUCCUUUGCUCCCCCUCUUCCCUGGCUGAAACACAAAAGCAGACCACGAUGGUGGUAGCAACCCCAUUCCACUUGGGGUGUCCAUGGUCCAGCUUAGUGGACAGCGCUGUGUUCUUCAGUCUGCUGCCCCCUAGGUGCAAAGGAAAAUGAUCACACAGCUAAGCAAAGAGGUCACGGCCAGACACACACAGGUCAGCUAUUUUCUGAGAAAGAAAGGAGAGCAAGAAGAGAAAAGCAAGCAAACAACAAAAAGGAAGAAAAGAAAGAAAGAAGGAGAAGGAAAAGAAAGGAACCACCCAUUUAGAAAAGAGGAAGAGGAACACUGGAUUAUUAUUUUGGGGGUCUUGACACUGGGCUGCAAAAUCUACCUUCUCCCGCCUCCCUCACCCUGAGCUCUCAUGUCUUGUCACCUCAGUUUUCCUCUGCCCCCGCCCCUCCCUCUCUGUGUCCUGGUCCUGCUAAGGGCCACUGCAGAUGACAUUUAUUUGAAAUGAGAGAGAGCGAGAAAAAAAAGCAAGAACAGAUAACAGAAGCGUCUGGAAGAGAAGUAGACAUUGUAUGUUUCUGGUUUCUCAUGACCAAGGUGCAGCUCGUAGGAGAUUUGUAUGGAUGUGCUUUUAAGUUAUGUAUAUUAUAUAUAGCAGGAAACAUAUUAAAAUAAACAGUGCUGGUAAGUAUGAUGCUGACAUUUUCAAGUUCUAAUUAUCUGACUGUGAUUCAUGUAUCUCCAGGUUUCUAGGUCUUGCUGAACUGGCCCAGCUGAGACUGGACCCUGCCUGUGGCCAGCUCCCUUGAUGGGAGGACGGUUCAGUGUAGUAAAACUGUGUGUGGUAUUUGUAACUGGGUGAUUGGUGGGGAGAGCUGGGUCCCCCGCCUCAAAGGAAGGAUGGGGGUUUGGCAACGGGGAAGCAACAGAAAUAGUUACCAGCAAGCCAGUGUGAGAUGCCUUCUCUCGCAGUUGUAGCCAGGACUUGGUCUGUGUGCAGGCACUGAGUCUGGAGUCGGGACCGAGACUAACAGUGCAGGUCUCCCAGCUCUCCCCUCCUACCUCCUUGGGGGCUUGCCUUGGUUUCUAGUCCUCCCUUUAUUUUAUUAUUACUUUUGCCACAUCUUGCCCUUUUCUGACCACACUGUAAUAAACUAGCACCAUGCCCAAAAGAAGAAGGUGCCUCUGAAGGUAGGCAUGGUGGCUUUCAUGGGGCUCCCCAAAAUGUCCAGCUCAGUCUCCUACCCCUCUUCCAUUUUGGAAUUGUUCUCUUCUUCCUGAGCCAAAAUAGCCAUAAUAAAGCGACCAGAGCAUGUCAGGUUCUGAUGGAUCAAAACUGCACUUCCAAAGGCCUCACCUGCCCAGAACAAUGGGAAGUGAGGGGUGGUGUCUCUCACAGGGCAGUCUCUGCCUUAGACCGUGGCUUGGGAGUCCUCUCUCACAGUCAGAAUCUGAGCCCUGAGCCCUCAGAGUCCCAGAAAUGGCCUUAAACCACAGGAGCCCUUGGAGAAAGCCCUGUCACAAGCACACAUGGGCUGGGCUCACUCCAGCUUGCUCUGAGAGACAAUGCUCCAUGGCCCUUUUGCUUUCUCAGUCUAGUCCUGCUUCUACAGCAUUGAAUAAAUUCACUCAACAAAUAUUCAUCCCCUUGCGCCAGGCACUGUUGUCAGGCUGGAGAGAAGUGUGAAGGGAGAGAAGGAAUCCAGGAAACCACUUUCUAUCCCUACCCAUGGCUGACUCAUCUGAGAUCUUUCUCCCCCUCCCUCUAACCUUUUGGACCUAGCUCUGGGAUGACCCCAGAGGCCCCUGUCUAGAUGUGCCUCCACUGUUUGCCUGCCAUACACCCUAGCUACUCCCAUGGUGCUGGCUUAGAGCAGGGUAAGAAACUAGAAUAGCUUUGAUCUUGGUGAGCAAAGGGGAAGUAGAACAGGGCUGUCAGAUGACAGACUGAUGCCCCCGCUACACACACAUACACACAUACACACACACACACAAGCAUACUUUCCCUGCUCCAAGUUUUACGUACAAUCACGGUGAAAAAGCUACAGAACCUUCCUCCUGCCCUUUUCAACUUGAGAUCUCCCACCCAUUCUGGGCCGAUAGCUGGAGUGGCAUGAUCCUCUUUAGGCUGCUAAGAAUUUGGCUACCCCCCCCCACCCCCCACCGCAUAGGCAGGCACAAGCCAUCCUGAGCACACUAUACACACUGCAGAGGGAGGAUCUUUGUUGUGGCUCUUGCACUUGUCUCUAGACCUUGGAGGUAUGGCCUCAGGACAGGAAUGAAGUAUCCCAGCUUAGCUGGAGGGCUGCUAGUGUUCGGGACAAUCUCCAUCCCAUUGGAUGCUUUGAGCUUCCGCAGAGAGGCAGGCAGUGACACCAGGGAGGAGGGGACCUGCAAAGCUGAAAUAUAGGGCACUGUUUCCUCCCCAUAGAGAAUAGAGACGUUUGUCUUGUCUGCCUUCAAUCUAUUUUCCCUUUUUUUUGUGCUUCUCGUCUUCCCUGUGCUGCCUCUGUGGUCCAGGAGGCCAGGUAGCGUUGUGGGAAGUGUCCUGGAGAGCCCUCAGGAUCCUGCGUGACCAUCCUGGCUCUGCCUCCAACUCACUAUGUGACCAACUGGGCUAGUCUCAUUCUCUUUUGGGGCCUCAGUUUCCCUGCCUUCAGAAUGAACAGAGUAAAAUAGAUGCUCUCCAGGGAUGGUUGUUGUUUUUGUUGUUGUUGUUGUUUCAUUUUUUCCCCACUCUGCCAUCUUACCUUUAUUUUUGCUUAUUUUGCUCUCUCUGGAUCUUUUCCAUCUGAGGGUACAGGAGGUAUCAGUUUUUGAAUCCUGCAAGCACAUUUCAAGACUGGCCUGAAAUUGCAUGAGAAACAUCAUUCUAAAUAUAUAUAUAUUUUUUUUCAAAAGCACCUUACCGACCAACUGCAAUGCUGUCCUGUUCCUUUUAGCUCACACCCCUCUCUCCUCUCUCGUCCCCAUGCUCCCCCACCUCAGUGCUCCGUGCUGUAUGCGUGUGCUCUCUGUUCUUGUAUACUCAAUAAAAGUGAAAUAAAUGUGUUUGAUGCUGAA
Messenger RNA from Perognathus longimembris pacificus (Pacific pocket mouse), 8383 nucleotides. It is a transcript of the gene Epb41l1, whose product is annotated as erythrocyte membrane protein band 4.1 like 1. The transcript is spliced from 25 exons. Bases 221 to 4978 code for a protein of 1585 amino acids. NCBI's taxonomy places the organism in Eukaryota, Metazoa, Chordata, Mammalia, Rodentia, Heteromyidae. The record is from RefSeq and is a predicted model, not a curated record. Gene Ontology annotation, cellular component: cytoskeleton; plasma membrane. Gene Ontology annotation, biological process: cortical actin cytoskeleton organization. Gene Ontology annotation, molecular function: structural molecule activity; actin binding.